This is a messenger RNA of Colletotrichum spaethianum, 483 nucleotides long. RefSeq names its product zinc-type alcohol dehydrogenase-like protein. The coding region runs from base 1 to 483 and encodes 160 amino acids. NCBI's taxonomy places the organism in Eukaryota, Fungi, Ascomycota, Sordariomycetes, Glomerellales, Glomerellaceae. The transcript has a single exon. Gene Ontology annotation, cellular component: mitochondrion. The record is from RefSeq and is a predicted model, not a curated record.
AUGAAAGAUACACUAAGGGCUGAAGGCAAGGUUUUCGUCAAUGGAGGGAGUGUUGGCACCAGUAUCUGGGCAACACAAUUCGCCAAAGCUCUGGGAGUUGAGGUUACUGCCAUAUGGUCCACCAAGAACAUCGAUCUUUGCCGCCAGCUCGGCGCUGACGAGGUAAUCGAUUACAGAGCUCAGGAUGCCAUGGCCGAGUUGAAGAGCAAAGGCAAGCUCUUUGAUCUUGUGAUCGACAACAUAGGGAUCAGCUCAGAACUGUAUGAGAUCAGCAGCAUCAUCCUGAAGCCUGGCGGCACUUUUGUCAUGGUGGGUGUUGGAGAAUCUCUCUCCCUUUCUGGGACGUUCGCAAUGAUUGGCAUGCACCUUUACCCCAGCAUCCGGAGCGGGCAGCAAUAUCACUUCGUUCAGAUGAAGAACACCACCGAUAUUUUCGGCACAUUGGAGACUGGAUGGUGGAGGGGACGCAACAUUUGCUUUUGA